CGCCAUGAAAGUUCGUGUGCUCUCCAAUCGAGUGCGCCGAUUGGAGGCGAAAGUGAGAACGGUCGAGACAAAGUUGAGGGAGGACGACUGUACCAGCAACCCUUGUCAGAACGGUGGCACGUGUCAAGACCUUUACGAAGGCUACCGCUGUCACUGUCCAUCCAACUGGGAGGGGCCAAACUGUAUGACUGACGUGAACGAAUGCGUGAGAUUUCUGGGAACAGACCUUGGAUGUCAAAACGGAGCUACCUGUAUCAACCAGCCAGGAUCAUACAGAUGCGACUGCACUUCAGGGUGGUAUGGCAUUCACUGCACAAGGAAGGUUUCCGUCUGUAACACACAGAAUUCCGACGAGCUAUGCGGCCAUGGCGUCUGUGUGAGCAAAACUGGGUCUCCUCUGGGCUACACCUGUAUCUGCGACCAAGGUUGGGAGCCUGAGGGCACGAACCCAGCAUGCAUCAAGGACGUGGACGAAUGCGCUGGAAACCAUCGACCUUGUUCGGUGAACCCUUGGGUAGCUUGUCGAAACGCUCCUGGCACGUUCUUCUGCGACUCGUGUCCUCGAGGUUACACAGGAAAUGGUUACUACUGCAGCGACAUCGACGAGUGUCUGGUCGACAACGGUGGUUGCAGCACAUCACCUUCUGUGCAAUGUAUCAACACUAUGGGUUCGAGGAUGUGCGGGCCGUGUCCAACAGGAUACCGUGGCGACGGUGUAACGUGCACUUACGUGGGUAGUUGCGCGAUCAACAACGGUGGCUGUCACCCUUACGCGAGGUGCGUCGAGAAUGCAGCACUUACGAGCGCCUACGUGUUGUGCCGUUGUCCAGCUGGUUACGUGGGCGAUGGAAUGGGUCCAAAUGGUUGUCAGCCGAUAACUGACGUGUCCGUUGGCACAGCCUGCGCCAGUAAUCCCUGCGUCCACGGCAGGUGUAUCCCUGGAGCCACCGAGCACACCUACAGAUGCCAAUGCAAUCCAGGUUACGUUGGGACCACGUGCAGUGACACAGCGGACCCAUGUUCGCCAAAUCCCUGCAAAAACAAUGGGGUCUGCGUAGUUUCCAAUGGCGCCGCGACUUGCGACUGUCCGUCGACGUACACAGGGGACAGAUGCCAGACAGCGCGACAAAUGUGCGGGGGCAUGUCGAGGAAUCCCGUAGGACAUCUGGAGUUCCCUGUCGGUGGAAGCACGGUUUACCAACACGGGUUGAGCUGUGCUUGGGUUCUGAUGACCAACAGUUCGCUCGUCUUAAACGUCACGUUUACUAAGUUCAAUGUCGAAGACUCUACCGACUGCAAGUACGACUUCCUGCAGAUACACGACGGGAGAAACGCUGGCAGCCAAAAUCUGGGAAGGUUUUGCGGCAACAAGUUGCCCAACGGAAACGGGAUUAUCCUGUCCACCCACAACGUGUUGUACCUCUGGUUCCACUCGGACAGCAGCAUAUCUCACGAAGGAUUUGCUUUUCAUUGGACCAGCGUCGAGCCUACCUGCGGAGGUGUUCUAAUGGACGAUUACGGCACGAUAAGCUCCCCAGGUUCACCGGGAAGGUAUCCACCCAACAGAGACUGCUACUGGACGAUCUCCGUCCAACCGUCAAAGAGAAUACAGUUUCACUUUGGUCAGUUGAUGCUGGAGGAGCAUCCGACGUGCGAGAACGACUAUCUGGAGAUCCUUGGAGGUGAGGAAGAACGACUUGCUCUUUACUGCAAUCACACGCGUCCACCGCCUCUCACCACGCCCGCCUGGGUAGCUAUGCUUCAUUUCCAUUCCGACGGCGCUGGCCAGGAUGCUGGUUUCCAGAUUCACUACUCCUAUGUCGAAGGAAUACCAGGUUGCGGCGGUGUGUACACUAACCCCACAGGCGUAAUCAACUCUCCCGCGCACAAGGGCAGGUAUCAGGAGAACUUGGAGUGCGACUGGAAGAUACAGAUGCCCCACGGGCAACGUAUUCAGAUAACCUGGACGAAGUUCGACCUCGAGCACUCCACCACGUGUCGCUACGACUAUGUCAAGAUUUUCGACGGCGAAACCACUCAAGCCCCAUUGCUUGGACGAUUCUGCGGUUCGACGAUGCCACCCACGAUCAAAUCGAACUCGAACGUGAUACUGGUGAUCUUCAAGUCCGACUGGACGAUCGACGGGGACGGUUUCAGUUUGACCUACGAUGUUCUUUGCGGCGGUGUGUUCACCGAGGAUUCGGGGAUUCUUCAGUCAGAGAUGUACCCGUUAUCGUACCACCGUUCCGGAACCUGCUAUUACGAAAUCAUGCAACCCCCAGGGAAGAGAAUCGUGUUGACUAUGAUGGACAUGGACAUCGAGGGCUUCUCGUUCCCAGACUGUUACUUCGAUUACCUGGAGAUUUUCGACGGCGACAACGAGAACAGUACCAAGCUCACGACUCUCUGCGGCCCUGAUGAGAACAUGCCCACGGAACCGUUUUACUCGACCUUCAACUACAUGCUUCUGAAAUUUACCUCCGACUUAAGUGUCCAAGGUCGAGGCUUCCAGGCGAAUUACACCACGAUUGACAACAGAUGCGGAGGUCUGCUCAAGGCGCCAAUCGGAGCAAUUCAAUCGCCAAGCGAAAACGGAGUGUAUGGUCACGAUGAGACCUGCAUUUGGACGUUGCAAGCCCCGCCAGGAUACGUCAUAGACCUAUCAUGGAUGGUGUUUAAAUUGGAAUCGAACUCUCGCUGCAAAUACGACUACGUGAAAGUCUACGAUAACUACACGAUGUCCGAGGAAAACCUGCUAGGCACCUACUGUGGCGACAAGAAACCACCGGUAAUAAUGUCGCAAGGGAACGUGAUGACAGUCUACUUUAAAUCUGAUCUGACCAUAUCUGACACCGGAUUCGCAGCCUCGUACUUGUUCGUCGACGCCACGAAGGUCUGCGGCGGUCGCAUCACCAAAUUGAACGGAGUCAUCAAAACGCCGGAUUAUCCCCAAAAUUAUCCUAACAAGCGAGAAUGCGUGUGGGUGAUCGACGCACCAGUCAAACAGAAAAUCCUCCUGAACGUCCAACAUUUCGAGUUGGAAAAGCAGCAGAAGUGCUCGUUCGAUUAUUUAGAAAUCAGAAACGGUGGCUACGAUAUGUCGCCAUUGAUAGGGAAAUACUGUGGCACGGACAUCCCUACAGAAAUUAUUAGCCAAACCAAUCAAAUGUAUUUGAAAUUCGUCUCUGACGCAUCGAGGACGUACAGUGGUUUUAAUAUCGAAUGGGACAGCACAACUGUAGGUUGCGGUGGAGUAAUGACCGCUGCCAAAGGGGACAUCAUAUCUCCGAAUUAUCCGCAGCCGUACAACGAGCAGGCCGACUGCACCUGGAGGAUCUCUGUGGCGGCGGGUAGUUUAGUGCAAUUGAUAAUAGUUGACCUUGAUCUCGAGCAUACCCAAUUGUGUUCUUUUGACUAUAUCGAGAUAUCCGAAGGGAUCAAUCGCAAGAACAAGCAGAAAUUCUGUGGCACUCGUACUCCUGUCAUUCCCGCCACGUCGAAUAUAGUGAAUGUUCGGUUCCGCAGUGACUUCUCCACGGCUGGUCGCGGUUUCCAUCUGAAAUAUGAAACACUGUGUCACAACAAACUGCACGGUUUCCACGGAGUGAUAGAGUCGCCUAAUUUCCCGGACAACUACGAGCACAACCUAAACUGUACCUGGGAGAUCGACGCGCCUCUAGGGAACCGCGUGAACUUGACCUUCUCGCACUUCGAGAUGGAGUCAGUCAAUCGAGUGGGGAGCUGCAAGUACGAUUACGUGGAAGUGCUGGAGGGCGAGGACGACGUUCCGCACACCACGCUUGCUACACUCUGCGAUUCGAAACUACCAGAGAAGAUUCACUCCAACCAACAUCAGGUAUUCGUGCACUUCGUCACGGACGCCUGGAUCACCAAAGGCGGUUUUCGGCUAGAAUGGGUGGUCCACGGUUGCGGGGAACACCUGACGAAACCUUUCGGACAAAUCACGUCACCGGGAUAUCCGUCAGGCUAUCCGGAGAACGUCGACUGCGAGUGGCUGAUCGAAGUCGAUUACACGCACAGCAUCGAGCUGACCAUUCAUGACAUCAAUACGGAGAAGCAGAAGGGUUGCCACUUUGACAAGCUUCAAAUCUAUAGCGGCGAGGACGAGCAGGGGUUGAAGCUGGUUGAUAUCUGCUACUCGGAGAAUCCAGUAGUGUACACCAGUUUUGGGAACAAGAUGUUCCUAAAGUUCCACUCCGACGUGUCGUACACGGCGCAUGGUUUCAACAUCACCUAUAAAAGUGUACCGAUCACUUGCGGUGGCAAAUUCACAGCGGAUGCGGGUAUCAUACAUUCGCCGAAUUACCCGCAGAAUUAUCCGUACAAGCUCAACUGUGAAUGGCUGAUUCAGGUGGACAAAAAUUACGUUGUAAAUUUCACCUUCCUGGACUUUGAUAUCGAGCACACCAACAACUGUACGGACGACUACGUUGAGAUAUACGAUGGACCCACGAAAGACUCGCCACUAAUGGCGAGGCUUUGUAAAAACAUGUUGCCGCCACCCUACGUUGCGUCUAGCAACGAAAUGUUAGUCGUGAUGCGUUCAGAUGGUAUAAUAUCAGCGAAAGGAUUCAAAGCACGGUACAACCGAGCCUGCGGUGCUCGCAUAAUCGUGAAGGAUCAAGGAUACUUGACUCCAGCUAGAAGUUACACUUCCGAAGAAGUCGACGAUAACUGGAACUGCACGUGGAUACUGAUCGCGGAGGAUCCAGGGGAUCAUAUUACCUUGACUUUCACGCAUAUGGAAAUCAAGGUGGAUUCGCUCGAUGGCGAGGGCUGCGAGUCAUCCUAUCUUGAAGUUUUCGAAGGCGAGAGCACGACAGCGCCACAUCGAGUAAGAUUGUGUGAAAACAUUGUACCUCUGCCGAUAACGAGUCACGGAAAUGCACUCACGUUGCGUGUAUACGCAGAAUACGAUUUCUUCGGACACUUCGCCGUCACCUACUCUGUUCUAAAUUCAGUAUGUGGUGGAGACUACACUUCAUACGAAGGAAGAAUCGCCUCGCCAGAUUAUCCGAACACUUACCCCUUAAACGCUGAAUGCGUUUGGAUCCUGAACAGCUCGCCAGGGAAUCAGCUGACCCUGGGCUUCGCCGAGUUCGACAUCCAGGAGAGCGAGAACUGCGAUCUGGACUACUUGGAGAUACGCGAGAACAGCGGUAUAGGGAAAGUGAUCACCGUGGCCUGCGGGACCAGCAUCGAGCCGAUCACCUCCUCGUCCAAGCUGUGGAUCAAGUUCAAAAGCGACGGCGAAGUAGUGUCGCGAGGUUUCGUGGGCCAGUACCAUUACGUGAAGGAAAACGAGCUCACUGGACCUACUGGACGAAUUACUUCGCCUCUCUACCCAAUCCCCUACAAACGAAUGGACGUCACAACAUGGCGAAUCACCGUGCAGUUCCAGUGGUUGAUUCGCAUCGAGAUUACGGACGUGUUCAUAGAGAGCCAUAACAGUGGAUGCUUUUCUUACCUCAGGAUUUACGAUGGUUACAACAAGGAGGCACCAGUUUUGAUGGAGGUCUGCAACCUCGACAAAGGCCAACCAGUCACGACCACGACCAACGUGGCUUUCAUCGAAAUGAACACCGAAAUUCUUCGACUGGGCAGCUGGUUCGACCUCAAUUGGCUGCAAAUCCCGAGCGACGACGAUAGCUUGAACACCGAUGUACACUUGGGUGAUUGUACAGAAGAAAUAAGCUUCGCGAGCAAUGCCAACCACACGUACGUUAUCAAGUCGCCUGGCUGGCCAAACGGUUACACCGAGAACCUUGCCUGCACUUGGGUGUUCACGUCUCCGCCAGGAACCCACGUGUCCUUGAGAAUACUCACAAUGGACUUAGAGGAGACCAUGAACUGCGUAGCAGACGCCGUUUCGGUGUACGAUGGCAACGCUCUGCAGUCCACCGAUAAUGCCAAACUGUUGCAACGAUUGUGUAUAGCGAACGCCACGUCGCUGAAGGUGGAGUCGAGCAACGUGAUGACGGUGAAAUUCGAAUCGGACUCCUACUUGAACAAGACAGGCUUCGAAGCUGUCGCCACUCGGGAAUGUGGUGGUAAACUGGAGUCCCCUAACGGAAUAAUCGAGAUCAACAACAUGACGAGCAGAGGACUGGUGGGUUGGAUGCUGACGUGCGAGUGGGACGUCGUGGUGAAGCCUGGACGAACUAUAGAAGUACACGUUGAAUACAUGUCGAAGGGGACCGAUCCUACUUCGUCGUGCAAUUCCUAUUACCUGUUGAAGGAUGGCGACAAAUCAUCGGCUGCCUUUGUGGGCAAGGGGAAAUACUGUAGCAACGAUGACUUACCUCCAGUCUUGACGACCCUUAGUAAUCGUCUUUACGUGAAGGUUACUGGACGGUUCAAAUUCAACUUCAAAUUGAGAUACAAACAAAUCGGCAUGAACUGUGGAGGUGAAUACAUAGCAGAUAAAUACUUGGACAUUAGCACGCCUAAUUACCCGAACAUACCGCCGCCGUACACAGAGUGCACGUGGACCAUAAUGGCGCCAAGCAAGGAAAGGAUAUCCAUUCACUUUAUAGAAAGAUUCGACUUGACCAGCACCGAGAACUGUGAGAGAGAAUACGUCGAAGUUAGAGACGGCGGGACGGAUAUUUCGACGUUAUUGGGGAGAUUUUGCAAAGACGUUGCGCCCAGUAGCAUGACGAGUACCGGAAACAUGCUGUACAUUCACUAUUACACGGAUGUUCCAGUUCCAAAAAAUGGCUUCCAUGCCACGUUCACGGUUGGAGAUGUCUGUGGUAGUAUACUAAGAGAAUCUAAGGGCAUCAUCGCGUCUCCAAACUACCCAUUCUUUUAUCCAUCGAACGUAACAUGUAAUUGGUGGAUAAUCGCGCCGGUGGAUCACACGCUGUUACUCGAAUUUCGUGAUAUACAUCUGCCUAGCUUCCGAUCCUGUGCAAACACAGAUCAUGUAAUAAUCGCCGACAGAAGACCGGAAAAUGACACAAUGACCGAAAUUGGAACUUAUUGCGGAACGACGAAGCCAGGCGUCAUCGACACGGUGUCCAACGAGGCUAUGAUCACUUUCAAAAGCGACAACUUCGACUUCAGAACUUAUAGAGGCUUUAAUCUGAACUUCACGUCCAGCAUGGACGUAUGCGGUGGUGAAUUGACUGCACUGUCUGGCAUAAUCAAGUCGAAUGGAUACCCGAACAUUGCAACUAGGACCAGAUACUGCGAUUGGAGGAUCAAAUUGCCAUUGGGUUACCAAGUAGUGGUGGACAUAUUGGACUUGGAUAUUAUUCAGAACCGUGAUAGUUCGCGACUGGCUUACACCCUAUCGUUCUACAACGAUUUCCGAUUCGCAUCCAGAAUCAAACUGGUUGGACAGAACGAUACUGACCGACAGAUAAAAAGCUCCAGCAACACCAUGAUGAUUGGUUUCACGUCGUCCCGUGGAUACCGUGGCUUCAAGCUCCGUUACACCGGGGUGGCGCCAGCUCCUUGUGGUGGAGUCAUGAAAAACGUCAACGGCAGUCUGUCGGCACCAAGAGUACGACCUUUCAACGAAUCAUCGUACUACUGCUUAUGGAACGUGGACGCACCAGAAAGUAUGCUGACCAAUGGCAACAACACUGGACUGACGAUGUCGCUGAAGGUGUCCGGUUACGUGGGCGGUUUACCGAGUUUCGUCAACCCAAGAUUCUGCUACACUCACCAGUACAUUUCGCUGUCUGGCAUCGCCAUGACUUGCGGGAACUACUCGGAACCAACGUACCUGAGAAGUCCCAAUCUCAAGAACGUGGUGUUGAUCGUGAACGGCACUUACGGAAAACCGAUGUCGUACAAUGUCGAGUACCUUUGGCAGCCUUGUGGCGGUAUCCUGCAGGAACAAACGAACAUCAUAAGGGCUCCGAAGAAUAUACCAUACCCGGUUAACUGCGUCUGGCACGUCUCUUAUCCAGACAAUUGGCAACUAUUGCAUCUCAAAUUCAACAAGCUGAACAUGGCUGGCUGCGACAAGAGUUACAUCAUCGUCAAAAACGGUGGUGCGUACGGGCCAGAAAUUGGCAAAUACUGCGGGAACGUCUUACCUCCUAAUAUAACUACAAUGUCCCAGAGCAUGUGGAUCGAGUACUUCGCGAAUGGCGGCCCCAACGAUUUCGAGAUAGAAGUGGGGUCUUCGAGCAACAUCUGUGGCGGCACUUUGCGCGGACGCCACACGCAGAUCUCCUCACCUGGGUUCCCCUCGGCGUAUUCUAACAACGAGGAGUGCACUUGGGAAAUUGUUGCGGAUAAUGGCUACCACGUGGGCUUGGUAUUCGUCGAUCGUUUCAAUUUGGAAAGUAGCACCAACUGCCAGAACGAUUACGUGAAGGUGUUUGAGUGGGUGAAUGGGACCGAUGGCAAAUUUUGGAAUAUCUUGGGAACAGUUUGCGGCAGGAACACCCCGCCGCCAUUUAAUUCGACCAGCAAUCGAAUGAAGGUCACGUUCCACUCGAACGAAAAGAUUCAAGGCGAUGGGUUCAAGGCGAUUUGGAACGAAAACUGCGGUGGAGUUUUCGAGGCUACCAUAGAGCCGCAAUUCAUUCAGUCGCCAUCGUACCCAAAUUUCUACCCACCCAUGGCGUUCUGCAACUACACCCUGGUCGCUUCUGAAGAAGAUAUCAUCGUAGAGUUCUUAGAUUUCCAACUGGAACGCAAUCGCAGAGAUUGUCAAUUCGACAAUCUGACGAUGCGAUGGUUCGAUGAAUACUCGGAAGAAGUUAACUCGUGGUGCGACGUGGAUAAACCACCCAUGAUACAAUCGUACGAAAAAGUGGAGAUCAUUUUCCAAACGGACAAAUACAUUCAACGAACAGGAUUCAUGUUCAAAUACUUCCUUAAAAAUUGUGGCGGAACAAUGAGAGCACCUGGAGAAAUCAAGCCUCUGAUGAGCGAGAAAGAGUACUUCGCAAAUCUGAACUGUGUUUGGAAGAUCGAAGCACCGCCAGACAUGAGCGUCGUUCUUCGUUUCGAGAAAUUCGUAUUAGAGCAGAGCUACAGGUGUUCCUACGACAGCGUUGAAAUUUUCUAUGGGUUAGAGACUACUGACGAGACCAAAAUGGCCAUGUUGUGCGGAAACCUGACGGAGCAGAUGCCUGUGUUCCAGUCGAGAAACAACACCAUGCUCGUUCGCUUUAUUAGCGAUAGGAGUCGCCAUUUCGGUGGCUUCAGCGCCAAGGUGAUGUUUGUGAAGAGCGUUGCUGCUGGUUGUGGCGGCAGCGUCGAGUUGACCUCAGAUACCAGAAAACAGUUCAAAACGCAACAAGGAUCUACUUACGAGAGCUUGGAAGAGUGCCACUGGUACGUGAAGACAUCACCUGGUAAAAAUAUCAAGUUUACUAUCAACAGCAUGGACAUCAGGAACGCUACCAACAGGAACGCUACAAAUGAAGAGUGUACUGGAGACUAUCUGGAGGUUCGCGACGGUCCCACUUUAUUCUCCGAACUUCUUGGCCGAUAUUGCGGUAGCCAGCCGCCAUUAGCCCCUAUAUUGUCCACUGGAGACUCACUUUGGAUACGAUUCCACAGCGACGGCACCGUGGAAGGAGCUGGCGCCGUUGGAACGUUGGAGGCUGUGGAUUCGCUGUGCGGGAUAGCUCCUAGCGUAACGAACAAGACAAGGUUAGUGCUUACUUCGCCUAAGUACCCGAACUUUUACGGGCAGAGUGUAACGUGUCGCUGGCAGCUACAACUGUCGAGUGGUCAGAGCGAAAGGUUUUUAAUACACUUCUUAGACUUGGACCUGCCUGACACGGCGAGAUGUGACAACGACUAUGUUCAAAUUACCGAUGCAGCAAAUCGAAGGUUCAUCGACGAAGGUUUCGGAGAGAACUUCAUUUGGAGCGGUGACCGCUCGUAUGAGCUUUACCUGGACACCCACUCGCCUACUACGUCGUAUAAGUACUGUGGCAAAGGACUGCCUCACGAUUACUACAGUUACAGUACCGAGGUCGAGGUGCUGUUCAAAGGAACCACCACCGGUCACAAGGGCUUCAAACUCGAUUAUGGAGGUUCGGGCUGCGAUCGAAAUUAUACCGCGGAGCAGGGUCGAAUCAUCCACGAAAUUGUCUCCGAGUGCUGGAUCACAAUCACUGCGCCAGCCAAUCAUACUAUUUCGUUAUACUUCAGCAAAUUUAUGCUCUACGAUCCAGACAUGUGCACAAGCUCCGCCCUUAAAGUUUUCGACGGCACUUACAAUGACAAUCUUUUAGCCACGAUGUGCGGCAUGACAGAACCCAGUCCAAUUUUCAGUACAGGCAACAAGUUGAGUUUACAAUCCUUUUCGCAAUGGCAAAAUACCUACGAAUACUACGACAUCACUUACACGACCACAACAGCAGGUCGCGGUUGCGGUGGUCGAAUCUACAAUUACGCGGGAACGUUCACAUCUCCCAUGUAUCCGAAUGAGUAUCGCAACAAUACUGUUUGUACCUGGGACGUGUCAGUGCCACGCGGCCUGAAGAUCAUCUUAGAGUUCGCCGUGUUCGACAUUGGCAGUAGCAGUGUCUGCGAAAACAAGGCCAACAUCUUAAGGAUUUACGACAUCGGUGAAAACGGAGACCAGCUUCUGGCCAACACUUUUUGCGGAGGGGAUUACCCGGCGCCGAUCGAGGCCAUGAACGAGCGAGUCCUCGUAUCGUACACAUCAACACCAAAUAACGUUGGAACCGGUUGGAUCAUUCAUUUUAAAGCAAAGGCUGAUUGGCAGUAAUUCGAAGCACAUCCUGAUACUCUGACGAAAAUCUGGCAAUGUUAAGAUCGGUGAUGAUUCGUCGAUCAUUGUUAUUUGUAAAUAAGGAAUGCUACAAUGCAGCGUUAAUGUUUAUGACUACAUGUAAAUAGGGACUAAAUAAAUGAGAUUUAAUACAA
Molecule: messenger RNA, 10893 nt
Organism: Hylaeus volcanicus
Lineage: Eukaryota; Metazoa; Arthropoda; Insecta; Hymenoptera; Colletidae
Product: cubilin
Exons: 50
Coding region: 5-10735 (3576 amino acids)
Molecular function (GO): calcium ion binding
Source: RefSeq, a predicted model, not a curated record